This is a messenger RNA of Eufriesea mexicana, 375 nucleotides long. RefSeq lists its product as uncharacterized. Lineage: Eukaryota; Metazoa; Arthropoda; Insecta; Hymenoptera; Apidae. The record is from RefSeq and is a predicted model, not a curated record. The transcript has 3 exons. Bases 1 to 375 code for a protein of 124 amino acids.
AUGAUUUAUCAAGCACAACCCAGUGGAAAAUCACGUGGCGAUAGUGCCAUAAUUAGAAGAGGAAAUAUGGUGCACGUAGUGUACUGCCCAUCUAAACAUCAGAUAACUAAAGAUCAGUUUAAAGAACGUUCAGAUACCUUGAGUGAUAAAUUUAUUACCAGAGGACAUUUCACCGCUGAAAAGUCUCGAUGGGGUUCCAGAAUAAUCAAUUCUAAGAGUAGAGAACUACAAAAGGCUUUAGUUACCAGUGGUUACCGAACUGAUAAUUACGACCUACCAUUUGACCACUCUCCUAUUAUUGUAAAGUUUACAACUGUAACACUUAACCAAGGCAAGAAGCAAGCGUUUUAUAACAAGUAUAUGGAUUGGAAAUGA